AUGGAUAAAGAAUAAGUGAUACCCACUCUGCAGCAACAAGAAAAGGAGUUGGAGAAGAAGCGUGGUGGAAAGGGUUUGGAAGAGCACUUCAAAUUGUUUAAUGAUCUUUUGAAAUUGAAAUAAGCAUCCUACACGAAGGCCAUAAUAAUGCUGAUAGUCGCCUUUAUCCAUCAUAUAAUGAGUUAAAUUCGACAGUACCGUAAUCAGUAUAUUCAGAUACAAGAACGUGAUAAAUCUCCACUAUUCAUCGGAGUCAACAAUUCUUAAUUAAAUAAUCGAUUCCGGCACGUACUUCGACAUUCAGGGUUUACUAAGACAAGACAUUACGAUUAAUUACAUAAUGUUAUCCAUAUUUUUGCUUGCCACGAUCGGUAACACCCUAUUAUAUUUCAUUCUUUACAUACUACAAUCGGAUGAUUAUCGAGUGAGAAAGAAGUUCAUAGGGAAGGUACUAAAUGCUACUAUCUAGAAAUUUGUGCAAUUGUCUGAGUGGUACAUUUGGAUAUUCCAUUAUCCAGCCUUGGUAGUCUUUUUUGAGAACAUCGUUUGUGGUCCUUCCAUGGAUUGUUCAAUGAAUGCCGAGAGGAAGAUCUUAAUAGCCGUUUCCAUAUUAGGGUAUUACUUAAUAUUACAUCAGAGUGUGUUUCGGACUCUUCAACAUAUUUUUCUUGAGUGUAUUCUUCCAUAAUGACAGCAGUCAGAAGAAGGAUUGUUUCAACACAGAGAAUUCCCUCUAUUUAGCAAUGUUUCAUAUAUUCAGAGCUUUCCAGGCCUUUUUAAUUUCGUUUAGGUAUCAAUUAAACCAUAAACUCUAUAGUUCCAAUGAGUACUCUUAUCUAUGGGUUAUGAUGAUCUGUAUAUUUUUGGGGUAUUCUUUCUUUCUUAUAAAUUGCUUGUUCUACAGUGGAUACAUGGCUUUUGCCACUUCUAUUACACGUAACACAUUUCUAAUCUUACUCAUUAUAAUGGUCUCAUCUAGUUUUUCAAUGAUGAUUGAUGAGUUGUAUCGUCAGAACACUAUUGAACAAUCAUUCGAGAAUUUCAGUCUUUUUUUCACUUUGUCAUUCAUAUUUUUAGUUUGUUGCUUUGUUUACAAUUUGAGAAACUCCAAUUACGAAGACAUCAACUAUGAGAAAGCCAGUGACACUGAUUUUUCGAGAUAAGUAUUUGUAGUUAACUCAUUGCUCGAAGUCACUAAUUAAGAUAUCAACGUAGACUUGUUUUUUAAAGGCAUCUUACAAAGACAUAUGGAGUAGGAGUGUCGACAUACCAUAAUAUAGGGGGAAGGCAGGUGUUUUUGUAAGAAGAAGAAAACUUUUGAUUCCAAGAAGAAGAAGGAAGUAAUGUUGGAUGAUUGGCUUAUUCAUAAGACUAUUUUUGUAAAGUUCCUGAUAAAAUCCUGGAUGGAAACUAAACUGAUGGACAAUCCUAAUUCAAUUGAGUUGCAAUUGCUUUAUGCUAGGUACAUGUUCUUUAAAUUUCAAAAUCAUUAAAUUUCAUUGCAUAUAUUGAAUGGUUUAGAAAAACGGUUUCUGUUUGUCAUCAAUAGAUAUAAGGCCUAUCAAUUGAAAAUGAAGAUUAUACGAUACAUUAAACAUAGGAAUCAAGAAAGUUAUAGGGAGAGAUUGGAAAUUUAGAAUGCCUUAUUCAUUGAAGAUCUGAUUGAAACAAUUAAAAAGAACAUUAAUCAGAUAAUGAUACAAAAUUGUGCAUUUUGGAAAUGUUUAUAGAAAGAAGUGAUUGACCUAUAGGAAUUGGAUGAGUUACUCAAGAAUUAAUUUGAGAAGAUUGAAUACACAAAUAAUUUAUGGGUGUAGAUUCAGAAUUAUUUGGAUUUCAAGAAAAAAUGGAAAUUUUAUUAUGCUUGGUUCACUCUCUAUAUAUAGAAUAAGAAAUUAAAAAAUAAAAUAUUAGAUAACUUCUAGGGAUUGUCAGUGAAUGAGAAUGAUAUCUUCUCUGAAGAAGUCCAAGAAAAUAAUUUAGAAGAAGACAUAGCUAGUGUGAAAUCAGAUCAAGAACAAAAAUUGGAUAUGGAUAAAAUUGAUAUAAAAAGCAAGAAGAUUAUAUUUGAUAAAAAAGCAUGCAUUAUACAAACGACUGAUGAUCCUGAUGCUCUAAUCAUCAAAGUCAAUAAACAAUUUACAAAGAUCUUUGGAUAUACUCAUGAAGAGGUUUCAAACAAAUUUCAAAUCACUCAAUUGAUGCCUGACAUAUAUUCGAAGGUACAUCCAUCCUUGUUGAAUGAUUACAAAAUGACAGGCAAGGGACAUGCCUUGUAUUCUUAAAGGAAAGUCUAUUGCAUCCAUAAACAAGGGUUCAUGUUCACAGCCCAAAAGUUUCUAAAACUAUAUGUGGAUUUGAAUGGAUAGUCACAAUUUGUCGUAAUGAUUAGACCCACUGAUUUAAAUAAUGAAAAAAAGCAUGAUGUAAUAAUAUUGAAUUAAGACUGGGAAAUCAAUGGGAUGACUCCAAAUGUGAUCUAAUCAUUAUAAAUAGAUUAGUCAUUGUUCUAGAAAUAGAAACUGCAAACCUUAAUCAAUAUUUUGUUAUUUGCACCAAAGUUAAUAUAAUUUAGUAGAGCAUGUCAAUUGAUAAAUGAAGAAACUGACUUAGAAUUGUUUGGGAUGCAGAAAAUUAAAAAGAAAAAAGAAGAACCUUUGGGGAAAUCAGUUAAACGUGUUAACAACAUGCCAGGUUAGUUUAAAAUAUAGGUCAACAUGACAAAUUCUAGUUCUCAUAAUCUAAUUCCUGGGAGAAGUGGAAUCACCUCAUCCGGUGAAGUUGACCUCUCAUCAAAUUAUUUGCAGAUGCAAUCUUUAGAUGUGCCAGAUGAUAACAAACAAUUUCUAUAAUAAUAGAGUAAUGCUAGUGAGAGGAAUGAUGUUCAAGACUUUAAGAAUUAAAUCGAUUAGUAUUCUGAAAUGCAGAAGGAUAUAAAUGAAUAGUAAAAUAAAAAGGUUGAUGAAUAGAUUAAGAAAAUGUAUGAAACAUAGUUCCAGAGCAAUUAUAAAAGAAUUUAAACCAAAUUUGAAAGUAAUGUUCAUGUUGCAGGAGGAGACUAGAGUGAUGACAACAUGAGCAAGGAUGAAAUUGUUAAAUAGAAAGGCCAAUUUGUUUUGGAUGGUAAAGUAAACAAUGGAGAACCCAUUUCUUUUCAUAUGAAACUAUCUGAUAAGUUUUUGGCUGCAUGUAAGCACUACACUGAAUCUAAAUACAAACUCUAUUAGAUCAAGAAACAAUAAGAUGAUGUAAAUGUAUAUACAUAUUCAAGCAUGUUAAAUAAGAGGAGAAGCAAGACAAGGAAAGGGAAAAGGACAAGGGCAAAUUGAAAGUGAAUGAUAAGAAACUAUUUGUGAAACAAGGCACUUAGUAAAGAGAAUUCAAGAAAAGAGCUAGAUUAAUGUUUUAGAAAGCAGCUGAAAGAAGAAAGAAUGAUGAAGACAAAGGGUAUUAUGAAUUGAUAAAAGAGAUAUACUAAGAUAUCUUGAAAGAUCAAUAAAAAGUUAAGUCAUUUAAAAUUAUUUGCACAAUCUCAUUCUAUAAAAUAAGAGAUGAACGUAUUGGAAUCAUGAAAGUAUCCAACAUUUCAGAAAUACUCAAAAACAAAAUUCGUCAAAAUGUUCGUAAACAAUCUUAUAUGAUGUUAAAUAAAGGACUCUCUAGAGGUAACUUUUAUAUAUAUUAUAAUCAUUCCUAGAUAUGUCAAGACUUAAGAGUAUACAAAACAUAGAUGGUGCAAAAUACUUAACCAUGACUAGUGAUGGAGAAAGCAAAAUAGUUUCACCUCAUCAACCAUAGUCUUCUCCAACCAAUUCAAAUGUCAAAAUCAAAGUAGCCGCUAAGUCAAAUGGAUUGGGAUAUUAACUAUAAAAAGAGGACAAUUUGGAAGACUCGGAAGACAAGGAUGCUUUAGUUGACUUUAAAGGACAACCGAAAAUGAUCAAUUGGGAUACCUUUCAAAAUCAGUUUAAGAUGCAAUAAGGCACUUAAAGCUUUUCUUUAAACGUUCUUGAUAACAUAUUUAGGAAAGAGGAUAAUAAUAAGCCCAGGAAAUUACUAGUCAAAAUCUCGUAUCUCACUUGGUUUCUGCGAUUCAUGUAUGUUACAAUCUUAGCAUUAAAUUUAAUCACUUACUUUCUUAAACCUUAUUCAGUAAGCUUAUGAUUGUAUACCUAGGACUUUUUACCAAUUAAAACUUAAUCCGCUCGUAUCUUACAAUUAUCGCAAAUGCAAACCUAUAUAAUUGAAGCCUAUGACACAGUUAUGGAUUUGCUACUCUACAAAAAUGCGGAUUUUAAGAAUUUACUAGUCGAAGGAGUGGCCCUUGAUACUCAGGAUAAAUUCUUCACUUACCAAACCCUAUAAAUAGAUUAGGGAUACGAAUAUUUAAAAUUAUAAAUUAGGGAUCUGAAUUUACAAGAAACCUUUUUAGAUGAAUCAAUAUUUCAUAGUAAUGCUAUUACUGAUCAGACUAUUGCUGAAAUUCAGAAUGUGUCCAUUGUCUUAGAUUACAAGGAUGUGUUUACAAAGGUAAUCCUAGUUGAACAUCAAGUGUCCAUUCUAUCUUCUGAGGAAUUGAUUCAACUAAAUGAGUCAAAUUCCUUGGUGAAGUAUAUGAGGAAUGUCACUGUUCCCACUCUCUAUUUAGAAUUUAAUGAUGCUGUCUUGCUCUUGGAAGAUAUCCUUAUCAAUAAAUCAAGUUCGAUGUCUGAUUUUGUGAUCAUUAUUCUGAUCUUGGAAUCUUGCAUUUUUAUCAUUGGUUUCUUUGGAUUAUUACUAAUCAUCUUAUGGAUUUGUCAGACCUACAAGGCAGUACUUAAAAUGUUUAUUAUGAUCAAGAAGAACGAUUUAAAUAAGAUUGUCAAACAAUAGUAAUUUGUUUAAACUUAAUUCCAAUACAUACUAAAUAAGGAUGAUGAGAUAUCGGGCAUAAUUCAAUAAAAUGAUAAGAAACUCUAAAUCAAUCCUAAAACUAAUUUCUAAUAAUAAUAAAAUUUCCUACUAAUUAAUGAAGUUGAAGACUAAAACCUUACUAAAAGAAAGGACAAGCAGAUUCUUGAAAAGUAAUUACUUAAAAAAUUAACAAUUAAAAUGUCCUUAAUCUAUAUCUUAUAUGUGUUGUUUUCAUCCUCUGCAUCCUUAGUAUUUUUCUUAACAUUAAGCGACUCCUCAUAAUAGAUUACCAAAUUAAUUUCUACUGGUGCAGACUCCAUUUAAGAUUUCAGUGAUAGUUAACUUUUAUUAGUUUCAGUCAAAGAGAAAUAUUUCAACCCUGAUUAAUAUAAUUAAAAUUGCUUAGAAUAAAUUUCGACAAUUUUACAACAACAAAUUACUGAUAUCAAAAGCACUCCUUCUAUUGAGAAUCCAAAUUAUGGCACAUAUUAUACAAGUUUCCAAUCUAUUUAUUUCGGAAAUUUAUGUUAGUAUCUUUAGGAAAAUUCUUAUUUGGAUACAGUGGCUGCUGAUGAUUGUUAGACUAUUUUGAAUGGUAAACUAAAACAAGGAGUAGUAGCAUUUAAUUAAUUAUAUUCAUCCGUCACUGAAGGUAAUAGUUCAUUUAUAUUAAGAUUACGUUUUGAAUAAGGAGACUAGAUUUGGGUAGAUCAAUUUGGAAACUAUUUGGCAAUAUAAUGUAGCCAUAGAUUACAUCAAAUCUGCCUUCAAAGCUUUACUAACUUCUUGGUCUAAUGAUCUAGGGAAUCUAAUUGAUCAAUACUUUACUCUAAUACUUGUUUUGUUGAUUGUCAUGGUAGUAUUUUAACUACUAGUAUUUAUAACCAUAGCAGAAAUGUAUUUAGUUAAUCAAUUGAAUAAAUCAUUUCAGUUCUAUAGGAAAAUAUAUAAAUCUUAUAUGCCAAACGAUAUCAUACAAAAAGAGAAAAUUAUUAGAGCAUCACUUAUUAAAUAUAGUAUUAUUAAAAGAUGA
Molecule: messenger RNA, 5926 nt
Organism: Paramecium octaurelia
Lineage: Eukaryota; Ciliophora; Oligohymenophorea; Peniculida; Parameciidae
Source: the annotation of a GenBank genome assembly